Brassica oleracea var. oleracea is the source of this 3977-nucleotide messenger RNA. RefSeq names its product probable WRKY transcription factor 19. Gene Ontology annotation, biological process: defense response; signal transduction. The record is from RefSeq and is a predicted model, not a curated record. The transcript has 5 exons. Lineage: Eukaryota; Viridiplantae; Streptophyta; Magnoliopsida; Brassicales; Brassicaceae. Bases 189 to 3896 code for a protein of 1235 amino acids. Gene Ontology annotation, molecular function: ADP binding; DNA binding; metal ion binding.
AAAAAAAAAAAGCCACACUGACGGUAAGGUUCUUUGUAUCGCUAGGUGGAAAUAGAUCCAAGAGUGAUUGUCGAUCAAGUUUUUGUUUGACUUGGUGGAAAUCAAUCCAACUUGUUCAGUGUUAGGAAUCGAUUUCCAAAGUUAUCGUGAAGGUCGAGGAAGGUAUCAACGCGGCUUCCUUCAAAGGGAUGGACGAAGACGAUAAGGAAUACUGGGAAGAAUUGCUGGAGUUCAACCGCCAACCUCCGCCGUCUGGGAGCACCGCCGAUGACGCCGGGGAAGGUAUCAACGCGGCUUCCUUCAAAGGGAUGGACGAAGACGAUAAGGAAUACUGGGAAGAAUUGUUGGAGUUCAACCGCCAACGUCCGCCGUCUGGGAGCACCGCCGAUGAUGCCGGGGAAGGUAUCAACGCGGCUUCCUUCAAAGAGAUGGACGAAGACGAUAAGGAAAAUCCAUUUAGCAGCCCCUUGGUAUUGAAUGAACAUUUGAAGAAAACGCAGAUUGGUGACGAGAAGAAGCUCAAUAUCCCUGCAGGACAACAACAACAUAAUCUCUGCGAGAAAUGUUUGACAACCAGCGAUGACCUGCACCGCCUCGUCGUUACCGCCAACAAGGACGCCUGUAAGUACUUUCCAUUAGCCACUGUCUUCAGAAGCACUGACAACUUCCUCCAGUUAGAGGACGAGGAAGGAAAACCAUGGAUGUUCGAGUUCUCAUACCUUAAAGUCAGUCAAAUUUACGAAUUCACCGAAGCUUGGAGCAGCUACGUUAAGGAGAAGCAGCUGGGAAUCGGAGACUUUGUUUUCAUCCAACGACACCGUACCGACAGCAGCAGGCUCUCCAUUGGCUUCAGAAGGCGCAACAAUAGUCUUCUGUAUGAGAAUCCAGCACCACUGACUAUGUCCAUUGGGGACGGUGGCUCUGCUCUACAGUCGGAUAAUUUUCCAUGUCAUGAUCCAGCGCCAUCCACCAUAUCCUUUAUGGACGGUGACGCUCCUCUACAGUUGACUCCCCCAUUCCAGUCGGAUAAUUUUCCAUGUCAUGAUCCAGCACCAGCUGCUCUACAGUUGGAUCCGUGUCAGGAUACAUUUCCAUGUCAUGAUCUAGCACCACCAACCAUAUCCUUUGGGGACGGUGGUGCCGCCCCCAGAGACUGCAUUUAUCUUCUUCCGGACUCUGUCACAUCCUCCGAGACGCUGGAACAGCCAAGAGUCUCUGGGUAUAGCAUUACAGGGGUUGACCAUAUUUUAGUCAUUUCUUGUGGUUACAACCAAAGCUCUGAAGAGAGAUACUUCAUCAGCUACAUCUUCAACGAGUUACGUCUCCGUGGCUUCGCCCCUCUGGGUUAUGAUCUAUCCAGGAGCCCAGUCAAUGGGAAUCAGGAUCUGCUAGACAAGUCACAGCUUGGUAUUAUCAUUUUCUCCAUGAACUAUGUUUCUUCCAGAGAAUGCAUGGAUGGAUUUGUGGCCCUCAUGGAUCAUUCGAAAGCAAACGAGCUUAUGCUCUUUCCUGUCUUUUUUGAAGUAGAGUUUUGUAACGUCAAGGACCAGGCUGGCUCUUUUGAAAAAGCAUUUGCACAAUUUGAGAAUUCAGUCCAGGCAUCCCAAGUUCUGAAAUGGAAGGCGGCAGUCAAGGAAUUAACUUCCACGGAUAGAUAUCAUCAGUAUAAGAAAGGGGACGAGGUUAUGCUUGCAAAGAAUAUUGUUAGAGAUGUCCAAGUCAAUUCUAAAACUGGGAGUAAUCUAACAGAAAGUCUGCAGUUAAGUUAUAUAUUGUCCCUGCUGAAUAGUUCGCAAUCUUCAGCACCACAUAUUGUUGGACUUUGGGGUAUGGCCGGCAUAGGGAAGACUACCUUCUCUAGAGAAAUUUUCAGAACACAAGGUGAGAGAUAUGACGUGUGCUACUUUUUGCCAGACUUUCAUCAAUUGUGUCAAACAAAAGGGCUGAAUCCUUUGCGUGAAGAAUUCUUGUCAAAAAUCUUUGGAGAAGAAAAAGUUUUCAUAGACCCAUGUGGUACAAAACUAAGUUUCACAAGAGAUAGGUUCCGUGAUAAAAAAGUUCUGAUUGUCCUUGAUGGUGUCAGUAAUGCUAGAGAUGCCGAAGUCUUGGUUGGAGGGUUUGGCUGGUUUUCUGGUGGACAUACAAUCAUCUUAACAUCUAGGAAUAGGCAAGUUCUCGUAAAAUGUAACGCCAAAGAGAUUUACGAGAUCAAGAAAUUAUCCGAGUCUGACUCUAUUCGCCUUUGCCGCCAGUUUGCCACUGAAAAAAAUUGGAAGGUCAGGAUGUCUUUGAUCGAGGAGCUGGUGAACUACGCUAGUGGCAAUCCACUGGCUCUACGGGCCUUAUGUUCGUCUAUUCAAAAGCAAUGUAUUAGCGAUGAGGAAGAACAUCUGAGUAUAUUACAUCACCAUCCACCAAUCGAGAUUCGUGAUGCAUUUGGAGGAAUUUUUAGAGAACUAGAUGACAACGAGAAGAAUACAUUUUUGGACCUCGCAUGUUUUUUCAAAGGAGAGAAUAAAGAUCAUGUGGUGAACAUACUUGAUGGUUGCGGUUUUCUUACAGAUUUAGGAAUCUCUGGUCUCAUUGAUGAGUCCCUCAUCAGCCUUGUAGAUAACAGGAUAGAGAUGCCUAAUAUUUUCCAAGACAUGGGUCGAUUUGUUGUUCGUCAAGAACACGAAGAGGCAGGCAAGCGUAGCAGAUUGUCGGAUUCUAGUGACAUUGUUGAUGUGCUGACAAACAAUUCAGGAACAGAAAUAAUUGAAGGCAUAUUUCUAAAUGCGUCUGGCUUGAAACUGAAGCUGAGUUCUAAUGUAUUUGAGGAGAUGGAUAGACUUAGAUUGCUGAAGCUCCACUAUCCAACUUCUGAAAACGACUGCAAAGUUUCUCUUCCUGAAGGCCUCCUUUCUUUGCCGGAUGAGCUACGGCUACUCCAUUGGGAAAGAUAUCCUCUAGAGUCCUUACCUGGGAACUUCAAUCCUGAAAAUCUUGUAGAACUGAACAUGCCAUACAGCAACUUGACAAAACUAUGGGAAGGAACAGAGAGUCUUGAGAUGCUAAAGAGGAUCAUUCUGAGUCACUCCCGACAGUUGACUGAUUUCUCAUGGCUUUCAAUGGCUACGAACCUUGAGCAUAUUGAUCUUGAAGGAUGUACGAGUCUGGUUGAAGUUAACUCAUCAUCUAUUCUUCAUCAUCGCAAGCUUAGUUUCUUGAGUCUGAAAGACUGUUCUCAUUUGCGUAUAAUUCCUAGCACAGCUCAUCUAGAAUCUCUUGAAGUUCUUAAUCUAUCCGGCUGCUCAGAGCUCGAGCACCUUGAGGAUUUCUCACCAAACCUGACAAAGAUAUAUCUCGCUGGGACUGCCAUUAAAGAAAUACCAUCGUCAAUAGUGGCUCUCACUAGGCUUGUUACAUUAGAUGUGGGGAAUUGUAAUAGACUUCAGCAUCUGCCACCAGAGAUUAACCUGAAAGCUGUGGUCGGAUUUACACCAUCUCAGCCGGGACAACCUGUGUGCACCUCAUAUUUUCACACUGGAAUCUGCAGUAAGGGUCCUGCUUGUUCUUCUGAUCAUCCAACGUUGUCAACACACAAGAACACAUCAUCCAUUGCUUCCGAGACACAGGUUCAUGUAGAACUAAUUCGUGCUCUUACACAUGAAAAUCCUUCAAGUAAUAACCUUGAGGAAGUAUCAACUAAGAAACCCAGAAUACAUAGGACCACGUCUUUUGUGACUUCCGGGACACUGGAUUUGAAUCAGCAAGAAAUUGGUUUCUCUUUUUUUAAUCAACCAGAAUCGUCGUCCCCGCUUGGAGCUUCAUUAAGUGAGUUCAGUAGGGGUGGGCGUUCAAAUAAGGUUUUUCAGAUUUUCGGAGUUUCUGUUAUAUGUAAACCCAAUAAUUGAAUAGAAUCAAAAUAAAUACGAUGUACUCGAUUGGUGUCAAUAACACACGAUGGUUCUGACUGAAAGGCAUUGCUAGUGUUA